CGUUUACCUAAAAGAGAUGAACGAUCUAUUAUUAUAAAGGAAGAGCCUGGCCAAGAGAAAAGCUGAGUGUUGGAGAUGUACGAGUGGUUCUGCUGCUCGGAUUAGGACCUUGUGUCGCUUCCGGUCUUCUUCCUUGUUGCCAAAUCAGAGUAGGAAAAAAAAUUCAAAUUAAAGUUGGCAAAACCGUCUUUUGCGUUGGGAAGUGGCUGAAUCAAUUAAAAACAACUGAACGACGAAACACCAAAAAUGGGUAAUAGUUUCUCAGUUGAAUUUCCAUCUUGCGAUCAACCUUUUAUGCCAUUCUUGUGUGGGAAACGCAAGUAUAUACACAACCUGGAGGAGAAUCUAGGGGCUUUGGAGAAAGAAAUGCAAGACCUCAAUGCAAUGAGAAAUGAUCUGUUAAAAAGGGUAUCCAAAGAAGAAGAGAUACAAGGGCUAGAACAAGUCAAAGAGUGGGUUUCAAUGGUCGAAGAGAUUGAACCGCAAGCCAAUCGUCUGCUUGAUGAAAGUGUCUCUGAAAUCCAAAGACUAUCACAGUAUUGUUCCCUUAUCCCUGCAUCGACCUAUCGUUACAGUGAAAAGGUUCUCAUGAUUCUGAAAAGAGUUAAAACUCUGAGAACUAAGGGGGUAUUUGAAGUUGUCAUUCGCAGAGCUCUUCCGCCUCUUGCGAUAAAGAUGCCCCCGAUUCAACUAACUGUUUCUCGACAAAACUUGUUUGAAAGGGCGUGUAAUCUUUUAGAGGACAAAAAUGUUGGGGCUUUAGGUAUUUAUGGUAGGGGUGGAGUUGGCAAAACCACACUUCUUACUGGAAUCAAAAACAAGUUUCGUCUAGCAGCAUUUGGUCUUGUGAUCUUUGUUGUUGUGGGGUCUGAAGUGGUCGAGAGCAUACAGGAGGCAAUCAGCAAUAGAUUAGGCCUACAAUGGGGGAGAGAAACUAAAGAGGACAAGGCAGCUGCAAUAUUGAUGGCCUUAAAGGGAGCGAGAUUUUUGUUGUUAUUGGACGACAUCCAGAGGGGAUUGGAUCUUGAAGAAAUUGGAGUUCCUUUUCCUAGCCGAGAAAAUGGAUGCAAAAUCGUGGUCACCACUCGAUCUCGGGAAGCAUGUGAUGAAAGCAAGUGGGUUGAUGCUAAGGUAGAAGUUACAUGUUUGAGCCCAGAAGAAGCAUGGGAUUUGUUUCAAGAGACUGUCGGAGAUAACACGUUAAGAAGUCAUCAAGACAUACCUAAGCUUGCAAGAGUAGUUGCUAAUUCAUGCCGUGGUUUGCCCCUUGCUCUCAAUCUCAUAGGUGAGGCCAUGUCACACAAAAGGACUGUACGCGAAUGGCGUUACACAGUUCAUGUUUUAGCUUCGUCGACAGCCGAAUUUCCAGAUAUGGAAAAUGGGGCUCUUCCCAUCUUGAAGUCUAUCUAUGAUAAUAUGACUAAUGAAAACAUCAGGUUAUGCUUCCUUUAUUGUGCUCUAUUUCCAGAAAAUUAUGAUAUAAGAAAAGAAGAUCUGGUCAACUACUGGAUAGGCGAGGGAAUCCUUGCAAUAGAAGUUAGAGCGGAAGCUGAGAAUCAGGGAUAUAAAAUUAUUUAUGAUUUGGUUAGGAUGCGAUUGUUGAUGGAGGUUAGACAUGGAUAUUGUGUAAAGAUGCCUGGUAUGGUUCGUGAAUUGGCCUUGUGGAUAGCAUCUGACUUUGGGAGGCAGAUUGAACACUUUGUCGUGGUAGGCGGUGAGGGAAUACAUCAUAUGCCAAUGGUCAAUGACACGGGGUUGGUUAGAAGAAUGUCAGUGACAUCUACUCAGAUUCAGAAUAUAUCAGAUUCUCUUCGGUGUUCUGAGCUUACAACCUUUGUUUGCCAAAGAAACAGACACUUAAAAUGGAUCUCUGGUACUUUCUUUCGGUGGAUGACAGGUCUCGUAGUCUUGGAUCUGUCAUUUAAUAGAGAACUUGCUGAGUUGCCAGAAGAAGUUUCGAGCCUGGUGUUGCUGCGGUUUCUCAACUUAUCAUGGACAUUUAUAAAAGGAUUGCCCCAUGGUUUAAAAGAGCUUAAGAGUUUGAUACACUUGGAUUUGGAUUACACAUCUAAUCUUCAAGAAAUUGACGUGAUAGCCAGCUUAUUGAAUUUGCAAGUACUGAGAUUAUUUCAUUCUGUUUGCAUGGAUCUCAAGUUAAUGGAGGAUAUUCAACGUUUGAAGAGCCUGAAAGCGUUGAGUCUAACGGUGAGAGGAUCUUCUGUUUUGCAGCGGUUACUAAGUAUCCAUGGGUUGGCAAGUUCUAUCCAACGUUUACAUCUCAGUACUGAAACUACUAUAGUCGAUGGAGGAAUAUUAUCGUUGAAUGCUAUGUUCAGUCUUCGCGAGCUUGAUAUUUUGGGAUGUAAUAUCCCGGAGAUAGCCAUUGAUUGGAAAAGCACCAUCCAAAGUGAGACGGUUAAUUUAAGCGACACUGAGAAAAUUCCACAAUUCCAGAACAUACGCACAAUGACUAUUCAUGGGUGUGAAUGUCUUAAAGACUUGACAUGGUUGCUGUUAGCCCCGUGUCUUGGUGAUCUAAGUGUAUCUGAAUGUCCGCAAAUGGAAGAAGUAAUAAGCAAAGAGAAAGCUAUGGCCAAGCUGGGUCAUGCUAGUGAGCAGCCCUUUCAAAAUCUAACUAAGCUCGUGUUAGAUGGGUUACCUAAACUGGAGAGCAUCUACUGGACUCCUCUACCCUUCCCAGUUCUGGAAUAUCUCGAGAUAAGGUGUUGUCCAGAGCUGAGAAGACUUCCAUUCAACUCUGAGAGCACUAUAGGAAAUCAAGUUCAAAUGAAAAUCGAGGAACAAUUGAUAAAAGUCGUUGAAUGGGAGGAUGAUGCUACAAAACAACGUUUCUCCCAUUUCAAUAACAGUGACUUUCCACAGAUGGCUGAAGAUCCGAAGAUGGAUGGUCUGACAUCGGAGUCAUAUCCACUCCAAAACAUAGACCAGGUCUGGACUACAGGAAGUGGAAAGAAGGCGGUCCAAUCGGGACUACACGCAACAUCUGUUACUAUGGAAUGCCGGACACAUAGAGUUUUGACACCAGAUGGCCCCAUAAGCAAUAUGAUUGACACUCCUGGCAAGAGGAAGGUGAAGGAGAUGCUUUUUAAUUUUAAGGAUGAGGCAAGACUUAUUGGGAUCUCAGGGAUGAUUGGUUCAGGGAAAACCAUUCUUGCCAAAGAGCUUGUGCGGGACGAGGAGGUCCGAGGCCAUUUUGGGAACCGAGUUUUGUUUCUGACUGUGUCACAAUCACCCAACCUUGAGAAGCUGAGAGCCCUAAUAUGGGAUUUUCUUAUUGGUCAUGAGGCUGGUUUUGGUGCCACCAUUCCGGAGUCCAUUGGUCAUACACGGAAGUUAGUGGUCCUUGAUGAUGUUUGGACAAGGGAAUCUCUAGACCAGCUGAUGUUCAAUAUUCCUGGAACCACAACACUUGUGGUCUCACAGUCUAAACUCGCAGAUCCUAGAACCACCUAUGAUGUAGAGUUACUACAUGAACAUGAAGCAACGUCUCUGUUCUGUCUCUCUGCUUUCAACCAGAACUCAGUCCCUUCAGGGUUUAGCAAAAGUUUGGUCAAGCAGGUUGUUGGGGAAUGUAAAGGUCUACCUUUGUCUCUGAAAAUCAUUGGCGCUUCAUUAAAAGAUCGACCUGAAAAAUAUUGGGAAAGUGCAGUGGAGAGGUUAUCUAGAGGUAAACCUGUUGAUGAAACUCAUGAGAGUAAAGUGUUUGCUCAAAUUGAAGCAACUCUAGAAAAACUUGAUCCUACAAGCAAAGAGUGUUUCUUAGAUAUGGGUGCUUUCCCUAAAGGCAAGAAAAUCCCUGUUGAUGUUCUCAUCAACAUGUUGGUCGAGAUACAUGAUCUCGAGGACGCAACUGCCUUUGAUGUUCUUGUUAAUUUAACAAACAUGAAUCUCCUUACUCUCGUCAAAGACCCAACGUUUGUUGCUAUGCACACUAGCUACUAUGAUAUAUUUGUGACGCAACAUGAUGUUUUAAGAGAUGUAGCACUUCAUAUUGCCAAUCGUGGGAAGGUAAGUAGAAGAAACCGGUUAUUGAUGCCAAAAAGAGAAUCAAUGCUUCCCAGAGAAUGGGAGAGGAGCAAUGAUGAGCCAUACAAUGCCCGAGUGGUUUCCAUUCACACCGGAGAAAUGACUGAGAUGGAUUGGUUUGACAUGGAUUUCCCAAAUGCAGAAGCUCUGAUACUAAACUUCUCGUCAGACAACUAUGUGUUACCUCCUUUCAUUGCUAAGAUGGGAAGGCUUAAGGUGUUCGUGAUUAUCAACAACGGUAUCUCUCCAGCGCAUCUACAUGACUUCCCCGUCUCUACCAAUUUGACCAAUCUCAGGAGUCUCUGGCUUGAGAGGGUUCAUGUCCCUGAACUCUCUAGCAGUACAAUACCCUUGAAAAACCUCCACAAGCUGUAUCUGAUUAUUUGCAAGAUCAAUAACAGUUUUGAUCAGACAGCAGUAGACAUUGCCCAAAUCUUCCCACAAUUGACUGAUCUCACAAUAGAUUAUUGCGAAGAUCUUGUGGAACUUCCUUUGACCAUCUAUGGAAUCACCUCUCUCAAAUCCAUCAGCAUAACAAAUUGUCCCAACAUCAAGGAAUUGCCUAAGAAUAUGAGUAAGCUAAAAGCUCUUCAACUUUUGAGGCUAUACGCUUGCCCAGAGCUAAAAUCUCUGCCUGCAGAAAUCUGUGAGUUGCCAAGACUAAUGCACGUCGACAUCUCUCACUGUCUCAGCCUAAGUUCUCUUCCGGAAAAUAUAGGAAAGGUAAGGACACUUGAGAAAAUCGACAUGAGAGAAUGUAGCGUAUCGAGCAUACCUAACUCCGCGGUUUCAUUGAGCGCUCUACGCCAUGUAACAUGCUAUAGAGAGGCUUUGUGGAUGUGGGAAAAGGUUGAGAAGGCAGUUCCAGGACUUCGCGUUGAAGCUACUGAAAGAUGGUUCAACAUGGAUUGGCCCGACGAGUAGGAGUAGGUUCUUGAUUCCCCUUCCGAGCUUUUGAAAGCAUGUUGUAAAUCACCUUUUAUGGAGAAUUACCCCCAGUGGAUCAGGGCGACCAUGAGUUGAAAGGAAGAUGGAAAGGAACAUUGCCCCUCACAUCCUACCAAUGCAUUUACAAAAUCAGUAAUGAACUUUUGAUGAAGAGAAACUAAUAAGGGAUACAUAGGUAAAACAAGGAUCUCUAUUUGGCUUUGGACAAUUCCAGAUACUUGCAGCAGAUUAUAUCUAAUCUCUGUCGCUGUCACUUACUAGACGUAGACGAUUUGAAUUUCCUUGCAGCAUUUGUCUAAUUUUAUAUUCAAAAGGAAUAGUAAAAUAAAAAAGUUUCUGAGAAA
Messenger RNA from Capsella rubella, 5339 nucleotides. Its product is annotated as probable disease resistance protein At5g47260. The record is from RefSeq and is a predicted model, not a curated record. The transcript is spliced from 9 exons. NCBI's taxonomy places the organism in Eukaryota, Viridiplantae, Streptophyta, Magnoliopsida, Brassicales, Brassicaceae. Gene Ontology annotation, biological process: defense response to fungus. Gene Ontology annotation, molecular function: ATP hydrolysis activity; ADP binding. The coding region runs from base 247 to 4971 and encodes 1574 amino acids.